Molecule: messenger RNA, 666 nt
Organism: Canis lupus familiaris (dog)
Lineage: Eukaryota; Metazoa; Chordata; Mammalia; Carnivora; Canidae
Product: keratin-associated protein 6-2-like
Exons: 1
Coding region: 36-377 (113 amino acids)
Source: RefSeq, a predicted model, not a curated record
CUUGCAAACCACCCGAAUUCUCUUCUCCUGACAACAUGUGUUGCAACUACGGGACCUCCUAUGGCUAUGGCUGCGGAUGCGGCUAUGGCUAUGGAUGUGGCCCCUAUUCUGGCUGUGGUUAUAGAACUGGUUAUGGCUGUGGCUAUGGCUCAGGCUAUGGCUGUGGCUGUGGCUAUGGCUCAGGCUAUGGCUGUGGCUGUGGCUAUGGCUCAGGUUAUGGUUGUGGCUGUGGCUAUGGCUCAGGUUAUGGCUGUGGCUGUGGCUAUGGCUCAGGAUGGGGCUGUGGAAGAGGCUCCAGCUAUGGAUGUGGAUAUGGCUCUGGAUGCUGGGGCUACCAGCCCCUUUGCUACAGAAGAUGUUAUUCUUCUUGCUGCUAGACCACCACUCUCCAAGCACCACUAGCUUCUGAAAUGACACAUCUAAAGAGACAAUUGAUUCAAGGAUCCAUACUCCAGGAUUUCUAUGUCCAGGAAACUGCAUGCUUGACAGAGUCUUUGAGCCCCAGUGAACAUUUGUUAGGAUGGCUUCUUGUGCCUAGAGGCUGUGUGGCAUCAUCUGACUAUUUCCCAAAAGUUGGUUUUUACUCCCUUAAUCUGGAUUCCGUGUUGUGACUGUGCCAGCAAUCUUAACAUCCUACAGUUGGGCAAAAAACUUAUUCUCAAUAAA